This is a messenger RNA of Phaedon cochleariae (mustard beetle), 1053 nucleotides long. The record is from the annotation of a GenBank genome assembly. Lineage: Eukaryota; Metazoa; Arthropoda; Insecta; Coleoptera; Chrysomelidae.
AUAUUUAUUAAUUUUAUCAUCAAAUAAAAACAACAGUAUUUGUUAUUAUUUAAAAAGAUAUUAACAAAAUGACCAACAGUUGAUAUUUUCAUUGAAAAGUUUAAAUGAGUAAAAACAGAACACCAUGUUUUGAGUUCCACUGGCUUCUCCACUGUUUUUUGUGGAUUGUGAAAUAAAAGUACCUAUAUAUUUUUAAAUAAUGGCUGAUAGGCUCACUCAGCUACAAGACUGUAUUAAUAAGCAAGCUGAACAUUUCUGUAACAGUGUUGGUAUACUUCAGCAAUUUGCUCCUCCCAGCAAAUUCCCUAAUUUUGAUAGGAGCGGAUCUCUUACUCCUCAACAACAACAGAGUCAAGAAGAUUAUGUUCAGUUGUUUACCACUUUGAUUGCAAGAUGUGCUAAAGAUAUAGAUACUCUCAUUGAAUCACUGCCUAGUGAAGAAAAUUCAACAGAGUUGCAGGUACCUACAGUGGGCAUGAGAAAACAGGUAUGGCAAAAAGUUGCAAAAGAUUGUUGUCAUUUGCAUAAUAAAAUAGAUGCAAAACAGUGUGAAACUAAAUGGAAGUCACUUAAGAGAACUUACAAAAACGUUUUGAACCACAACAAUACCUCAGGGCAGAAAAAGCGUUGGUGGGAAUUCUUCGAUGCCAUGAACAGAAUAAUGUUCAAUAAACCCGAAAUCAUUACAAUAGCAACAUGCAGUAGUAUGUCAGGCUUGAAGAUUAAUAAAGAUCAUCCUGAGAAAUCAAAUUCAGGGGGCAGAACAGAUGAAAAAAAAGAUGAUCUUGAAGAAGGAAGAAGUGACAGUUCAUUUGCUAAAAAAAGAAAAUUAAAAUCUAAUGAUGCUGAACGUAGGCACAAAGAAAAAAUGGAGCGAUUGGAUAAAUUCAAUAACCUUUUUGAGAAAAUGGUAGAAAAAUUGUAACAUUUUUGUUAGACUCGCCAAAUUGUUCUCGUUAUUAAUAUCUGGCCCUGGUAGGUAGUUAUAAGACACAAUAAUUAGAAAAAAAAGUGAUGUGUUACUUAUUUACUUCUUAGUUUUGUAAUUCCAUA